AUGUGGCAACGAGUGCUGCUACAACAACGCAGCAUUACGUCUCGGUUGCCUUUAGUAGCAGCAGCAGCAACAAGAACACCUCAUUCAUUCAUCCGUUCUCGACAUGCGGCUGCCAAGAUACCCUUAUCAUCAUCAAAAUCCAAGGCGGAUACACAAGAACGACCACCUUUUGACGACGACGACACUGUUCCUGUCUCUGCACUCGAAGAACCCAAGAUCGAGAUCCCAUCACCUCCCACUCCUACAACGGCCAUUCAGCCUCGCGAUUACGUAGAGAUAUUCACAAAGGAUUCUCAAUGGAGCGGUGUCGUAACGAAUGAGCGAGCUAUCAGUGGACGACGCCAGAUGCUUACAGUCAUGUUGCGCAACGGACGAGAGCUUGAGUUUAUGAGUGAGGAUGUGCUAUUUCGCCUACCCAACUUUCAAAAAGGAGAUCAGCCAGCAUCUUUUGAGUCGCGGAUGAUAUUUGACUAUCAGAAAUCAAUUCUGCUCAAAAAGGGAUUAUCACUACGUGGUCUGAAUCGCAUCUACAAGCACUUCAUUGCACGAGCGGACAGCAAAGAGGAUGAUUUGAAAGUGACAUUGGAGGACAUGGCUCGGGUAGCCUUUGGAUUGAAGCAAGAGCAACAAGUAUCCUCUGAACAACUCCAUAUUACAUUUCUGCAUCUCGCCAAUGAUCCACUCCAUUUUAUUCCCACACGCAACGUAAGAUUGACCCAGGAAUGGCUAUUGAGAUCCGAGCAAGGUACUCGCGAGAUUUCGUCCCUGGUGGAUGCCAUCCGUAGACGCGACAAGAGCUAUACAGGCUUCCUAGAGCGUGCAAGUCAUUUGAUACAACUCUAUGAGGAGCUCUCUCACCAAUCGCUGGGCACUGUCAAGGAUACCAAACCUUUUCAUCAUAUUCAUUUCACCAAGCAAGAUGCACGCUUUGUCAACUUUGUGGCGGAUUGGGUGAAAUCAUCUGAUAGCGCGCUGAAAUCACCACAUGAUGUUUAUGCACCUACCAUUCUCAAGGCCCUGGGAUGUUAUAAGGAGGAUACCUUUGUUGAUAAGUCGUUGGCGAUGCGAUUUCUUAAGCAAGUGGGAAUGUUGAAGCCAUGGGAUAAUCUCUUCCUCUUCCAAAACGCCUCCUUCGUCGAUGAGUUUUUGUGGUCGGAUCGUGCUCGCAAGACGCAAGAAGAAUUGGAUGGAUAUGCAAGGGCAUUCCUUGAAGGACAGGCUGAUCGUGCCGGUUUCUAUGCACGUGAUCCAUGCGAUUCAAAAAGACACGACUUUGGAAAGUUGCCAGUAUACACGGUGGAUGAUCCAUUUGCAAAAGAGAUCGAUGAUGGUGUAUCGAUUGAACGGAUCCCUGGUUCAGAGGACACGUGUUGGUUACAUAUCCAUAUCGCCGAUCCUACAGCAUUUAUCCCACCUGAUCACCCAAUGGAACCCCUCAUGCAACAACGCGUACAGACCUUGUAUAUGCCCGAGAUGCAUGUCUCCAUGUUGCCAAGUGUGCUUGGCGAACUCAAGUUCAGUCUUGGCGAAACAGCUCAUACUUUGCGUGAUGGAUCCCAAUAUGCAUUUUCAUUCUCAGCCAAGCUUGAUACACGCGAUGGAUCUAUUCUUGAUUGGCACGUUCGUCCUUCCGUGGUUCACAAAGUGCACAAGAUUUAUUAUGAUGACCUUGACACACUUCUUGCGCCCCAUGCACCCUCUAUUUCCGACCCACACAUUGAUUUGAACACCAGCUUUGUACAUCCGCAUGAUAACAACAAUGCUGUACAACAACAACAACAAACGACAACAGUGCCAAAGGAAGCUGAAAAGGAUUUGAUUGAUAUCUACAAACUCACUCGUACACACCAAUUGGCUCGUAUUCGCAAUGGCGCUCUCAACUUUAUACGCCCAUCCCCAAUGAUCAUGUUGGAUGAUGCUCCUUUGAAAUUACCAAGAUUGGAAUUCAAUGGCAAACCACGCUAUGCCACCAAGAUGCCUACAUUACGACUCUCUCUUGAUCGAUCAGCAGUAUCACCAGCACGACAAAUGGUAGCUGAAACCAUGAUCUUGGGUGGCCGUGUUGUCAGCCAAUGUGCUCGUGAAAACGGCUUGGACAUUCCACAUCGCACACAAACAUGGCGUCCCGAAGAUGAUGCAGAGUUACGACAAGAGAUGCUUGAUGCACGUGAUCCAAACACGGGUAUGUUGCCAAUGCAACGCAUGUUGAAUUACAUGAACCUGUUACCACCUGCCAUGGCUACUACAACGCCAGGUUUGCCACACGUAUUGAUGGGUAUUCAGGAUGGCUAUGUCAAGGCGACUUCUCCUUUACGACGCUACAUGGAUAUGCUUGUUCAUUGGCAAUUGAAGGCGCAUGUGCUUGGUACAAAGGCACCUUUUGAUAAUGACACGCUCAUGACCCUCGUUCCACAGCUUGAAGCACGAGAGAAACGAUUGAUGGCAUGGCAACAACGCAGCAUCGGCUGUUGGGUUCAACAAUUGGUAUCGCGUCUACCCUCUGAUACGUUGUGGACUUGCAUGGUGAAUCGUCCCAAUGCACUCACACGCUCAGACUUGGGUGCUUCCAUGGAAUCGGCAACCGUCACUAUCCUUGAACUUGGUGUGCGUGCAAGGCUCGCUAAUCUCAACCAAUCACUUCAAGUGGGUCAAGUUGUUAAAGCUCGUACCAUCAAAAACGACCUCGCUCAAGGACAUUUAGAUUUGCAACUUGUAUAG
Lichtheimia ornata is the source of this 2718-nucleotide messenger RNA. RefSeq lists its product as uncharacterized. Gene Ontology annotation, molecular function: 3'-5'-RNA exonuclease activity; RNA binding. Gene Ontology annotation, biological process: mRNA catabolic process. The transcript is spliced from 2 exons. Lineage: Eukaryota; Fungi; Mucoromycota; Mucoromycetes; Mucorales; Lichtheimiaceae. The coding region runs from base 1 to 2718 and encodes 905 amino acids. The record is from RefSeq and is a predicted model, not a curated record. Gene Ontology annotation, cellular component: exosome (RNase complex); P-body.